Molecule: messenger RNA, 4324 nt
Organism: Lytechinus pictus (painted urchin)
Lineage: Eukaryota; Metazoa; Echinodermata; Echinoidea; Temnopleuroida; Toxopneustidae
Exons: 2
Coding region: 448-1230 (260 amino acids)
Biological process (GO): intracellular signal transduction
Cellular component (GO): plasma membrane
Molecular function (GO): transmembrane receptor protein tyrosine kinase adaptor activity
Source: RefSeq, a predicted model, not a curated record
CACUUGAAUGCGGAAGCAUGCACGUACCGUGAUGCACCGUGUAUCGCUAGCGCUGCGACUAGUACACCUGCGACAUCGUCAGCUCAUGAAGCUCAGAUGCAUGCAGUGCUACUAUUUACUAAUGCAGGAGGCCUAGGCCCUACACCGUGCUAGACUGUGGACCGAACAGAGAAACUUCACUGGCCUGGUAUUGGCAAUUUAACAUUCCUUGCAUCGAAGUACAUUAAAUUAUUGAUAAGCAGACAUGGAGAGUAAUAUGCGCUCAUGAUUAGAAGGAAAUUCUUGUUGCGUUUUAUCAAUUACCGGUACCGCUACCGGUACUUCUUCGUUUCCUCAACAUCAUUCGUGCAGCCUUCACCCACUGGCCAGAGACAGAGUUAGUCGCUAUCUCUUUUGAACCUUCACGAGAAGUUCCCCGUACGGUAAUGAUUUGAUUCCAUCAGCCAAAUGCUCAUUCAGACCAGUAGUAGCAUGGCGUCACAGGGCUGGACCGAGUUCUGCGAAACUGAAGCGCACAAAGCUGCUGUGAUCUUUGCACGCAACUACCGACAGUACAUGAUGGUGGCAGCAAACUCUUCCACUAGCCACCCCCAAGUAUCAGAACCCAUGCCUCAGGACAAUCCUGCAAGGUUUGCCCAACGUUUCACUGAACACUUCUUUGAGCACUUUGAAGCAGAAGCGAGGCGGGGGUUUCAUUCGGGUAACCUCCCUGAGACCAGUGUUGAAAAUGACAAUGCAGCGAAUGCACAAUUGAACGGCAUCAGGCCAGAGAGCCAUGGGUCGGUAAACUCGUCAUUAGGACGAUCAACUAGCUUGGUGAACAGUAGCUCUGAGGAAAUUCAGCAUAAUAAUAUGCAGGCUGAUGGCCUGACAGGAAUGGACAGACCCUUCUCUAUGGGAAGCAAAGACAUUGGCCGCAAGCUAUCCUUCCGUAAUGUACGAAACAACUUCCGGAGGCGGUUCUGGCCGCAGCCGGAUAAGGAUCGGGAGCGAGAGCGCUACAACUUGAGGGAUAUUGUCAGGGAAGGCAUCAUCAAUUUUCUAAGUGGGGAGGACAAUCAAGGAAGACAACGAUGGGAGCGGACUAGACUUGUCCUGAUGAAAAGAAAUGAAGGAUAUGUCUUAGAUUUCUACACUCCUCCAAAGGUAAGAUUUAGUCUUGGUAUUUGUGUGUGUGUUUUCAGAUGUUUUCACAUUAGGGACAGACAAGACUUUAAAAAUGUCUACUGACCUAGAAAUAACUAUUGUGCUAAUUCUUGAAAGUUCUUUAUAGCGAAUUGUAUACUUUCCAAAUGUAUGUACUGCAUGAGCAUCCUCCAAAGUGAUUUAUGUCAGAAUUCAGAUACAGUACCAGUCAACAUUCUUUGACUACCUGUUUACCUGUUUCACCAGAGAACAAUAGAAUCAGUGGACGCAAGUGCUGCGGUGGGAUUUGAACCCCGGACCUUGUGGUUCAAACUCUGAAGACUUAUCCACUGAGCCACAACACCUCCACAACACAUGUUCAUAUAGGCAGUGCCUCUAGUGGUGUUCAUUUAUUUGGUGCUCUGUGAACUUGAAUUGAUAAAAUGAGGAAGUAAGCUACAGCCUACUGUAAACAAAGCUCACUCUGCACUUGUGUGUUCACAGCCUUAUUGUAAUACAUGUAUGAAAAAAGCAUUUCAUUAUUAAUGUUUUCUGAGUUAAUUAAAUAUGUUAGUUAAUUAACAUGCAUAUUAGGCCUAUGCUGGGAUAGCUGCAUUGCGUAAGUAGUACGUAGUGUUGUACUUUUAAAUUUAUUGUGGGUCAAAUCUGGUAAGGUUUGCGAUCGCGAUCGGUAGGCUGGUUUCACAGAGCUUAAUUUGUGCAAUUCCUAGACUGGAUUUUAUAGACUGUAUUAUCAAUUAGGAUGCUUUUUGAACCAAUUUUUUUAUACUUUAAAACUAAGAUUUCUCACCGAAUUCACUGUUUUUUUCAAAACUGUGUUUUCCGCUUUCUACCCCGGUUUCCGCGAUUUCUGCGGAAAAUCCGCAAAGCGGAAAACUUAGGGCACUAAGUAUAUGCUUCAUUUGUGAAACUUAUGCUAUUUUAUAGGCUAUCUUUCAAUUCUGUUAUGAACCCAUCACUAACACACCAAGUUCAUUCACAAAACUAGUGUACUGUUACAAGAUCAAAAUCAGGACGAAUCUCCUGUCAUGACAUUUGUGUUCACACAUACACUGGAGGUACAUGUACAUAUAAAGCCAAUAUGUGUCGCCCAUGAAUACUGUAUGUUUAUUGUGGGAAAUACUUCUGCUUGUACCCCACUUGCCUUAGGCAAGUACACACAAAAGAAAUUGUUUGUGAAAAUGAGAAAUAACAAGGUUAUUUUUCCAUAAGAAAAGGUCAUGCUUUUAGCAAUUCUCUGACUGUACCAAGUUGCAAACAUCUUUUGUUUAAAAUGUCGUGUCAUGCCAAAUCAUGUGCUCAAGGCCAAUUAUCAUGACAUGAAUCAUUGAACCAAGGGACUCCCACUGUUGUUAACAACCCACGCGGUUAUCUUCUAGCACAAUAAUCUGAAAAAUUACAGUACAAACACUAUGUAUUACUAGUACAUUGUACAUGUAGACCCGUAAAUCUGCCUCUGAAAUCAGCAAACAGAAAGAAAAAAUAUUAAUUUGAAAAUACAGGUAUUUCAAGGAAGGAAAUACUGUGCAAGGCCUAUGACCUGUUAAUGCUCAUAUUCAGCAUUCUCUGCUGAGUUUGAAUGUCCAUUUUAAUUUAAGAUAAGUUCAGAUUUCCAAGGGAUACUUUCAGGAAGUAAUGUGGCCUAUAAAACUAAUCAGAUAAUAAUUUUGAAAGAGUAUUGGAUCUUUGAAGAUACAUGUACAAUGUAGGCCUAGAUACAGUAUUAAUGUAUCUACAAUCUACACAUUAGUACCUGUACUUUACUUCAUUACAGUUAAAUAAUGAUACAAGGGAACAUAGUGAGCAUAUCAAGUCAAAAUAUAAGGAUAAUAUGAUUUUUGAAAUAAUUUGAGAAAGGCAAAAAGAUUGAAUUAAUUUUUUUAGAUCAUCUUUUAAAACAUUAAAUCAAUUGUUUGCACAAUAUAAAUGCUUUGAUUUAUUACAAGUACUGUACUUCUAUUUUUUUUUCAAAUCUAACAAGAAAAACCUACUCGAUAUAUGUUUCUGUUCUAGAAAUUCUUACUCUUUCUGCAUAGAUCUAGGUAUCCAUCUUUUCAUUUUACACCUGUUGAUUAUAUUGUUAUUUUGAUUUUAUGAAACAAAGUACCUCAGAGGAGGAAAAAAAAAAAAACACAAGGAAAACCAAAAUAGCCUUCAUUGCUGGGAGUCAUCAUGGAUUAAUAUCAUUUUCAAAGAAUUGCUCAUUCUUUUCAAUGCUUGGAAAACAAAUUUCCCAAGGAUUUUCAAAAUAUUAUUUCCAAACCUAUGCUCAAAAUUUCAGGUAACAGAAUGAAAAUUUGCCAAAACCUUAAAAUGUUUCGCAUGACUUUUUAGGUAUUAAAAUGAUACAUGUAGGCCUACAUGUACAUCUAGUCUACAGUAUGUGCAACAUUACUGGCAUACUGAAUGGGAUUUAAAGGUUAGUGUUGAAGUCUAGGCUAUUUUGAAUGGAUUAAUAAGGUGUCACUCAAGACCUGCAGAUUAAUUUAAUGAUGUAGGCAUGCUGAAUGAGAUUAUGAGUCAACAGAUUAAAUGUACACAAAGGCCUGUAGAAUAGGAUUAACAAGUUACCACCAUAGGAGGUAUACUGAAUAGGAUUAAUAGGGUAACAAAUAGGGCAAUUGGAUUAUACUAUACUGUAUGUAGGGUAAGUGGGUAACACAUGCCUGGUCUGAAUGGGAUUACUGAGAUUCAUAUAGAAUUUGAUUUUGUAAUUAGUAUGAGUUAUCCAGCAAAUCGUAUCCAGCAGUAUAGAUAGAUACUUGAAUGGUACAUUUUAUUUCAUUUUUAUAUGUAUUCAGUGAUUAGGAUUACCGAGAAUCUAGAAUUUGAUUUUUGUAAUUAGUAGUAUAUUAAACAUCCUCCAGCAAAUUGUAUUCAGCAUUAUAUGUAGUGCUGCAAGUCGGGCGGCAUGUUCGGUUCGGCAGGGUUCGGCAAAUUUUUUCCGAACUUUGGUUCGGUUCGGGGUUCGGCAAUAAAUGCUCAAUUACAUUAUUAUCAUAUAAAACUAGGGAUUGCUAACCCUCGGACAAAUUAUCUUUUUAAAAUUCUGUCGUAUAUUUAUAAUAAAUUUUGUUUCUAAAAAGAAUGGUUAUAAAAAUUGCUGCAUAACUUUCUUUUAUUUAUUUCAAUCUUGAAACCAAAAGUUAGAGUCAUUUCUACUUUCAUUUUUAAAUUG